This is a messenger RNA of Fusarium keratoplasticum, 1509 nucleotides long. Its product is annotated as Adenosylmethionine decarboxylase. The record is from RefSeq and is a predicted model, not a curated record. Bases 1 to 1509 code for a protein of 502 amino acids. Gene Ontology annotation, cellular component: cytosol. Gene Ontology annotation, biological process: spermine biosynthetic process; spermidine biosynthetic process. Gene Ontology annotation, molecular function: adenosylmethionine decarboxylase activity. The transcript has a single exon. Lineage: Eukaryota; Fungi; Ascomycota; Sordariomycetes; Hypocreales; Nectriaceae.
AUGUUUCCCUCUUCGGUUCCCAACAACUGUACCUUCUCGCCGGCCUCGGCCACUCCCCAUCUGACCAUCAACCAUGAUGUGGCCGCCGACCUCGACUCGACCAAUGCUUUCGAGGGCCCCGAGAAGCUUCUUGAAGUCUGGUUCGCCCCCAGCCCGACUUCUCUGCCCCCAACUGCUCCCGCCAAUGGCCUAAAGGCUGUUCCUGCUGAUACCUGGGUCCCAAUGCUCGACAUGGUCAACUGCAAGGUUCUCUCUGUGCUUGACUCUGACAACAUGGAUGCCUACCUCUUGUCCGAGUCUAGCAUGUUUGUCUUUCCUCACAAGAUCAUUCUCAAGACAUGCGGCACCACGACUCUUCUCCUGGGACUCCAGCGCAUGCUUCACAUUGCGGCCAAGUACGGGUUCCCGUUCCACAAUGCCAGCUCUGUCAACGAUAUCCGUGCUGCUGCCACUCCCUACCGCGUCUUUUACAGUCGCAAGAACUUUUUGUUCCCCGAGAAGCAGCAGGGACCCCAUCGCAGCUGGAAGCAGGAGGUCAAGUACCUCGACGACAUGUUUGACGGUGGAAGUGCCUAUAUGGUGGGCAAGAUGAACGGUGACCACUGGUACCUGUACCUCACGUCUCCGAACCAGCAGGCCUUGACUCCCCCGAGGACCCCCGAGUCCGAGGUCAAUGGUCCUCUGGCCAAGAUCCCCGUCGGGACAUCGUUUGGUACUGGCCCCAGCGGUCAUCACGACGAGACGCUCGAAAUCCUCAUGACGGACCUCGAUCCUGAGAAUGCCAAGCAGUUCUACUUGUCGCACGCGAGUGCGGUCGCUAGCGACAAGUUGGCUGCAGAGGCCCAGGAUGCCCGCAGACAGGCCAUCAACAGCCUGGGCGGGCUUGAUCCAGUUGACGAAGUGGACGUCUUCUGCAACGGGGAUGAGGAACCCAUGCUCGACUCUACCGAGGCUCUGACGACCGAGGGCCACGCUCUGGGAACUGUCGUGUCGGAGAGCUGCGGCCUCUCCAGUGUCUACCCGACCACCGACUACCCUGAUGCGCGUGUCGAUGCCUACCUCUUCAGCCCUUGUGGUUUUUCUGCCAACGGAGUUGUUCCUCCUCAGGCUGAAGGGGCCAAGUCUGAGCAUUACUUUACCGUCCACGUCACCCCUGAGCCUCACUGCUCCUUUGCCUCGUUCGAGACCAACGUCCCUGGUGGUCAGAGCGGACGAACCACGACCGAGAUCAUUGAGCAGGUUGUAAACAUUUUCAAGCCUGGUCGCUUCAGCGUGACCCUGUUUGAGGCUAAGGCUCAGGCUCACAACCCCUAUGGUAUGGGUGACGAUGACACCAAGGGAUGGGCAGCCAACCGUCUGGUUGAUCCUGUCCGGGGAUACCGACGCAUUGAUCGUAUUGUCCACGACUUCGAGGACUACGAUCUCGUCUUUCGCUUCUACGAACGGGAGGGAUGGGCCGGCACUAAGAAUGCGCGAGUUGGUGAGCCUGCUAGCCCUACUCUCAAGUAA